Molecule: messenger RNA, 3816 nt
Organism: Gadus macrocephalus (Pacific cod)
Lineage: Eukaryota; Metazoa; Chordata; Actinopteri; Gadiformes; Gadidae
Gene: daxx
Product: death-domain associated protein
Exons: 11
Coding region: 390-2636 (748 amino acids)
Molecular function (GO): histone binding
Source: RefSeq, a predicted model, not a curated record
CGGACACGAGUAGUGGCUGACUGUCUUGGAGCGCGUAGUGGAGCUGACUCGGGCAUUGUUUUGGUAAACACCAACCCGCUGAGGGAUAGCGAACCGUGGGCCUCCAAGUCCAGGGACUGCUCGUCCCUCCGCGUUCUGCCUCCCCGGACCCCAGACCCCCGCGUCAGGGCCGGUAUUUAUAAAACCAGCCCGGGGUUUAUUCACACUCCGGAUGCAGCUAGCCGAUGCUAACGCUAGCUAGUGGCUAGCUAGCGGCUACCUAGCGUUAGUGGGAUUCUGUUUUAAAGACCGCUGUUGCAACAAGUCGACCCGUCCCCUGUUUGAAUGCGUCCACGCAUCCACACAUAAGUGUUGUGUGUGUGGGUAACACACUAGAAGAGAGCGGUACGAUGGCCGUCGCCCGGGCCUCCAUGGCGGAGAACAUCAUCAUCCUGGACGACGAUGACGAGGACAGCCCGCAGCCUCCGCGCCCCGCCCACGCCGCCCCCUCCAGGCGCCGCUCUGCCCCCGCCAAGGCGCCCGCGGCCAAGGAGCCCACCCCCACCCCGACACACAUCACCGCCUCGCCCUUCGCCUCGGCCAAGAAGGAGGGACACGUGCUGCAGGUGGAGAACCAGCGGCUGUUUGACGAGUUCGUGGCCUACUGCUCCACGCUGACCCAGGACUGCCCCGAGGUGCUGGCCUUCCUGCACACCAAGCACGCCAAGGCCUCGCCGCCCUUCCUGGCGUCGGUGGAGUUCCGCAACGCGCUGGGCCGCUGCCUGACGCGCGCCCAGGCCAACCGCGCCAAGACCUUCGUGUACAUCAACGAGAUGUGCACCCUGCUGCGGCAGCACUCCAGCAAGCGGCGGCAGAGCCUGGUGGCCGCCUCCCACGCCGCCGCCGCCGCCGUCCCGCCCGCGCUGAAGAGGAGGAGGAAGGAGGCGGAGGAGAACGGGCUGGGGCCGCCGGGGGAGGAGCUACCCUCCGCCUCGGGGGGCCAGGCGGAGGAGGAGGAGGAGGAGGUGCAGGGGGGGGCGGAGGCGGAGAGGACCAAGGGGAGGGCGUCCAGGCGGCAGAUAGCCUACCUGGAGAACCUGCUGAAGGUGUACAACGAAGAGAUCCGCCGGCUGCAGGAGAAGGAGAUGAGCCUGGACGACCUAGCAGCAGAGGAUUCUGGGUACAUCCAGGAGGACAAGCUCAAACACAAGAUGAUGAAGAUCUAUAGUAAGCUGUGUGAGCUGAAGGGCUGUGACAACCUGACGGGCCGCGUCAUCGAGCAGCGCCUCUGCUACAGCGGAACGCGGUACCCCGAGAUCAACAAGAAGAUUGAGCGCUUCAUCAACAGCCCGGAGGCCCGGCGGAACCCCCCCGACUACCCUGACAUCCGGCGGCUGGUGCAGCGCGCCAACCAGCGCCACGCCCUGGGGCUGAGCGGCCGCCAGCUGGGCCAGAUGGCCCAGGAGGCGUUCCGCGAGGCGGGCAGCCGGCUGCAGGAGCGCCGCCACCUCGACCUCGUCUACAACUUCGGCUCCCACCUCACCGACCGCUACAGCGCCACGCGGGACCCCGCCCUCGCAGACCCCUCCCUGCUCCGCAAGCUGCGGACCAAUCGGGAGACGGCGCUCACCAACCUGGAGGAGGUGAUCUCCAAGUACUCGGGGCGGCAGGAGGACACGGAGGAGCAGGAGAGGAGCCGGAGGCUGGACAAGGACCGGCAGGGGAAGGAGAAAGCGACGACCGGGGAAGAGACGAAGCAGAUGAAUGGAAAGGUGGUGGAGGAGGAGGAGGAAGAAGAAGAGGAGGAGGAAGAGGAGGAGGAGGAGGACUAUUCGGAGCCAGACAUAGAGGCAGAGCUCCUGGCCAGCGAGCAAGUCGCCGGACAAGCGGACGAUGAGGAAGAGGAGAACGGCGAGGAGGAGGGAGUGAAGACGGUCGCCAACGGCCACGCCUCGCUGCUCGUCAGCGAGGGGGAGGAGGAGGAGGAGGAGGAGGAGGAGGGGAACGCCACGGCAACGCACGAGGCUGCCGGGCCGACGGGGCAGGCCCCCGGCGGGCUCUGUCCGCUGACGGACAGCGACGUGACGGACCUGUCGCCCAUGUCCCUACAAGAGCUCUCCCCCAGGGACAGUCCCAGCCAAUCACAGCCCCCGGGGCCCCCCCCCCACGGGCUGUCCAACGGCGUCGCCGCCGCGGUGCAGAGGGAGGCGGCGGCGGCGCCCCAUAAGGCGUCGGAGGUCCCGGCGAGCGCCGGCGAGCCCACCGGCGUCGCCUCGCCGCCCCCGUCCCCCGCCGCCGCCGUCCAGACCAAUCAGGACUCUUCCACGGCCACAUGUGACCUGCUGUCCGCCAACGGCAAGUCGUCCCCACUCAGCCUGCGGUUCACCAGGGGGAGGAAGAGGACGCGAGAGGACCAGGAGAAGAGGAAGGCCCACAUCCACGCCCUCCUCCCAGACAGUGACAUGGACCUCACCCUGGACAUGGGUCUGGUGGUGACCACCCCCCCGCCCAGCCACCCGGAGUCCGCCCGGCCAGACACCCCCACCCACGACCGGCUCCACAGCGCCCAGUCCACACCCCCGCCCAAGAAGAACAAGGUCAACGUGGCCACCCAGUGCGACCCGGACGAGAUCAUCGUUCUGUCGGACUCCGAGUGACCCCUGACCUUUUGGUCCACCGUGGGCGUGGCCUCGGCAGCAAACCAUCACAUCCUCCAUCAAGGAGGAUGUAUCAGGAAGAGGCUAAAUGUUUAUAUUUUUAAUAAAAAAAAAUACGAUUUCAUAAAUCGGACAAAAUUUUAUGAAAGUUAGACUCAACCACGCUAUCGGACAACGGUAAGGCGACAUCGCUCGUCUCACGACAUCAUGGACUCUCCGCCUCCGGGCCGCGACACAAAGGAAUGUCCCACGGUUUUGGUUCAGGAACGCUAACAAUCCGUACCUAAUCCGUGGUUAGGGAGACGGACGUCUGAAUCCGGAUAGCUGAAGCCCCCCCCCCCCCCCAACUCCAAUGGACUGCCCCGCCGCUGUACGAACGGACGCAGAGAUUUCUCAUCAAUUUCUACGAUAAUCUUGGGGCGGCCGGAGGUCCCGUCAGGGUCACUUGUGUCGAGGCCGUGCGGCGCCGUCUGGCCCCGCUGUUGACCGACAGCGCUGCUACGGCCCCCCUCCUCGAACAACAGAUGCUGAUCCUAGGCCAGCAGAAGGGCUCGUCUGGUGUCGCUGGAGUCGUUGGUAGCAGGGGACUUUGUUUACAUUAUUUUAUAUUUUGAUAGCCUUUAUUUCCCUUCUAGAAAAGGGAGUUUGUAGCUCUUUAAAACAGGCGGGACUCUGAUGUUUUAUGUGCUUGUUUCUGCUGUUCAAGGCAUCGAGUGAAUGAUGGAUAAGGGUGACUGUGUGUCGACUGGUUCAUAAAUAUUUAAAUAUUUUCUGAGUACUUUACACCUCCUUCCACUGUAAGUCAGUCACCACAUCAAUACAUCCUACGGGGAAAAGUACGCGCAAAAACAAGUCGCGUGUCAACGUCUCGGACAAAAGUCCCAUCCUGCAGCUCAUUCGGCUCCAAUCAACUGAACCGAUUUUGGUAUUGAGGUAGAACCUAAACUCCCCUGAGUGGUCAAGGGGUGUUUGGUUUGCGACCCGGUAUUACUCUUUUGUCAGUAAGAGCACCACCACAUCUUAUGGUUCACAUUAUUUUCCAAUAAUGUGAACCAUAAGAUGUGUUGGUGCUCUUAUUGACAAAGAUUUUUUGUCAGAAGGCCCUUGUUUGCAUAGCUAUGAUUUGUCCAUUGGUUUAGAUUGUUUUUCCCUUUUUGAUAAUAAAAAUGUUUCAAAGUAA